AUGGAUUCUUCAGACGAAGAUGACUUUCGACCACGCAACAUUGCCGAGUUGAAUAGAAUGGGUUGGGCUAGGGUGACUUUUAUAGACACCGACAGCCGAGUCGUAAGGCAGAUGCUGAAGCUACUUUUCAACGAUUUUUACAUCAAGCGCAUCUCCAUCGCACAUCCCCCAGCCGACAACAUCUACACGCCGUUGCCAAUGACGCCCGAGCAGCUCGAAUGGUUAGAAAACUGGAAAGCAUGGGAGAUCUCUCCCAGUGAGCCGCCACCAUGGCCGGAGACAAAGCUUGAAGAGUUCAGCGACUACGGCGGGCGCAGGCAAGCUUCGCAUUGUGGAAAGAGGAGCAUUUUUGGGAGUCUCUUUGAUUUCGUAACCAACAGGAAGUCAGCAAGCGCCAAAUGA
Molecule: messenger RNA, 402 nt
Organism: Pyricularia pennisetigena
Lineage: Eukaryota; Fungi; Ascomycota; Sordariomycetes; Magnaporthales; Pyriculariaceae
Exons: 2
Coding region: 1-402 (133 amino acids)
Source: RefSeq, a predicted model, not a curated record